CUGUUCUUCUGUCAAAACAACUCUGGUCACGUGGGUCGCUGACGUAGCGUUCUCCGCUCUGCGCUGGUGCAGAGGGGGUUUCCAUCAUGGCGUCGAUGCAGAAAAGGCUACAGAAGGAAUUGUUAGCCCUGCAAAAUGAUCCACCCCCAGGAAUGACCCUCAAUGAGAAAAGUGUACAAAACACCAUCACACAGUGGAUUGUAGAUAUGGAAGGAGCGCCUGGGACUCUGUAUGAAGGAGAGAAGUUUCAGCUACUUUUCAAAUUUAGUGGUCGAUAUCCUUUUGAUUCACCCCAGGUGAUGUUCACAGGGGAGAAUAUACCUGUUCAUCCGCAUGUGUAUAGCAACGGUCACAUCUGUUUAUCUAUUCUGACAGAAGAUUGGUCACCAGCGCUCUCAGUGCAAUCUGUUUGUCUUAGCAUUAUCAGCAUGUUGUCCAGCUGCAAAGAAAAGAGACGGCCACCAGAUAACUCUUUUUAUGUAAGAACGUGUAACAAAAAUCCAAAGAAAACAAAAUGGUGGUAUCAUGAUGAUACUUGCUAAUGUACAAACUUUCUAUUAAUGGUAGAAGACGCAGCCCUACUGACCUACAUGAAGCACUUUUUAAUCCUUCAGUCUUUGAACUCUGACUUGUGACUGGAACAUUGGAAACCAAGCGCAGGACUGCCUAUCCCCCCCACCCCACCCCACCCCCCACCGUGGACAGUCGGCUGCAUGUUUUUAGUUUGCUGUAACAUAGAAAGUGGAAGUAAAUGAACAUUUGGAUGCACCCACACAAUAUGGUUUGUGGCGAGACAGCCACAGUGCAGCGAGCAGGAAAGGAAGAGUUGUGGUGAGCUAAUUAUAAUUCCUGUUUUAAGAUUAUUGUUACUUUUUUUUCCGUUUGUAUUUAGGUGCAUUUUAGGGUUUUGUGUCGUGCAAUAAUAACUGAUGGAUGCAUGCUUGGGCCUACAAAGACAAAAAUCCAAAUCCAGUCAUCAUCUUGAAGGAGUCUAACCAUCAAAACCCCAAGAAAAUGCAUCAUCCGUUUAGUUUUUUUUCUCCUUUCACUAUCAUUGUUAUGCACUGUGAAAUGAUUUAGUUUCAAAGAACCUGUGCACAUUUAUCCCCCCAACUUGCAGAUGUACUGUAAGAAAUCCUCCACCUAUUUAUCAGGUUUAAGGCUUUUAGUUUCAAAGUACAAACAGUUUCCACCUUGACACCUGAUGGCAGUUCUUCCUGCUGUUGUUGCUACAGAUGGAACUAAAGUGAUAUUAGAUCUAAAGUUAUUUAAUGACCUCACUGUACAUCUCCACUCGUGGUUCGGGGUAGUUGUCAGUAGUCCAGCCUUCAAGAUGUGCAGCAGCUUAUCUUCCAUUUAAAGAAUGUCUGUAGGGAAACAUUGUUGCAGGAUUCUUUUUUGUUUUUUAAUUUGUACAAUACUUUUUUUAAAUAUAGGCUUUAAUUUUUUCUUCCUCUAAACUAUUUGAUUUUAAGUGUAUGUUUUUUUUUGUAUUCUUGUUUUGCCCUUAGCCGAUACUUUAAAUGGGGGAUUAUAGUAACAAUUGAGGGUUCUUGUUUUUUUUUUAUUUCUUUCCUAAUUGUUACUUAAUUGAAAUCCUCAUUUGAUCUCCAGUGCAGCAGUGAAUGAUAAAAUGAGGCUUUGUUGGAGUUGUAUAGAGAAGGCAUUUGUGAUUUUUUUUUCUUUUUUUUUUUUUUUCUUCCCCUCCUGGUCAGAGUUGUGACUCAGGUACUUUUUCAAUAAAGAGAUCACCUCUAAAAAAAAACAACAAAAAAAAGAGAGAAAACUAUCGUAUAUUUUGAAUUAAACUAUAUUUGCACCAAAAGAGACUGUUAUGCUGUAAACUUAUAACAUGUCUAAAACUCUUGUAUGCUUUAGAACUAUUGGAUGAUGUGAAAAGGUUUGGCAGAUGGUACAUUAACUUCCUAGCUGAGGGAUGAGAUGAGUGCUUAUUUUACUGAAAAUUAGUCGACAUCGACAUCUUUCACUACAUUUUUUGCUGCGUACAGUCAGCGAUAAACUUGUACUAUAGGGGCGCAUGCAGUUUUGAUAUUCUGAUUUUGACACUAGACUUUCCAGAAAGUAGAUGAGUCGUUGGGGGGGUAUUACUACACUUCCAACCAGAGGAUUUGGUCAAUUCAGGCUGUAAUCACUCCAUUCCUCAAGCAAAUGUUUAUCACCAUCCAGUCGGAGAUACUUGAAUUUUCCUUCUAUUUUUUUGUAUUUAUGCCUACUUUUUUCCUCCCGUCGCCUGGUGUUCUUCCUUGAUUGAACUAGAGUGAAUGUGACUAUAAUCUUUAUUGUACAAGCAGUUAAAACAGCACACAUUGUUCUAGAAAUUAUAUAGAUAACUUAAAGACUCUUGAAUUUUUUUUUCUUUGCUUUUCUGCAGUGGGUGUUGUCCAAUGUGUAAAUGCAGUCAUGAAAGCAUUCGUGCAACAAGCAGUAGAUCAAAGGACAUCUUCAUCUGUUGGGAGUGAUUAUGUUACAAGGGUUUGGAUGUGAUUUCUUUAUUUUUAUUUUUAAAACAAUGCUACCCCCUUUUUUUUAUUUAAUUUGUUGUUUUCAAUGUGGGUUUGGACUCUUAGCUUGCAGACUCUUAUGAGUGAAAACACUAAUGAGGGUGAGUUAUUUAUAUUUAAAAUGUUAUUUUGGGAUGUGCAAGCUCCAUGUAAUAGGUGCCUGUUCAUUUUCAUAAUCAAUAAAAGCAAAGAUUCACUUUUAUUCAACAUUUGGUUUGCACCAAAACA
Oryzias latipes (Japanese medaka) is the source of this 2750-nucleotide messenger RNA. It is a transcript of the gene ube2wb, whose product is annotated as ubiquitin conjugating enzyme E2 Wb. NCBI's taxonomy places the organism in Eukaryota, Metazoa, Chordata, Actinopteri, Beloniformes, Adrianichthyidae. The record is from RefSeq and is a predicted model, not a curated record.